AGAGUGUGUGUGUGUGAGUGUGUGUGUCAGAGAGAGAGUGUGUGUGUGUGAGUGUGAGUGUGUGAGUGUGUGUGUGAGUGAGUGUGUGUCAGAGAGAGUGUGUGUGAGUGAGUGUGUGUGUGUGUGUGUGAGUGUGUGUGUGUGUAUGUGUGUCAGAGAGAGAGAGAGUGUGUGUGUGUGUGUGUGUGAGUGUGUGAGUGAGUGAGUGUGAGUGUAUGUGUGUCAGAGAGAGAGAGUGAGGGCGAGUGAGUGCACAGAGAGCACAGAGCUGAAGAAGUACAAGUGAAAAGCACAAAGAUCAUUUACACUCAUGGAGAGAUUAUAGAGCGGUUGUCAGAGACUUCAUCACUGUAUAAAUGGACGAGUAAGCAGCUGCUUGAGCAAUGAAGGAAUAUUAGUACACUAAACUCUGGAGAUUUAAGCAGAACCUCUCAGACAGCAGAAAUAAGCAGCUAUAUAAAGAAACAUCCUGUCAAACACAAUGACAACCAUUUGGCCGAUGAAACGCUUCAUCAAUCACACCAUCAGUGCACCGAACAGCACCGCGACACCCACAUCCUGUCCUCAUGUGGAAGAUGAGAACUUGCGGGUUCCUCUGGCGGUCCUCUACUCCCUCAUCUUCCUGUUUGGCCUGGCAGGAAACGUGCUCGCUUUGUGGGUCUUCCUCUUCCUCCACUCGCGCAAAAAUUCGGUUCGCGUCUUCCUCAUCAACGCGGCCUUCGCCGACCUGUUGCUCAUCGUUUGCCUUCCGUUCCGUGUGUUCUACCACGCUCGGGGGAACCGCUGGACGCUGGGGCCGCGGAUGUGUACGGUGGUGGGUAACCUCUUCUACAUGAACAUGUACGUGAGCAUCAUGCUGUUGGGUCUCAUCAGUCUGGAUCGCUAUCUGAAGAUCUUCGGCGUGAGGAGAUUCUGGUGCUGCUGCAGGCUGCGCUGGCUCAGAGGAAGUCGCUGGAGUCGGGUGGCAUGUGGGCUGCUGUGGACGUGCUCUCUGGUGAUGGUGGUGCCCAUGAUCGCUCUACCCGAGGCCAAAGGAGGAGCAGGAAAGUGUUUCCAGUACAGGAAGAGGACGGAGGCCCGAGGGAAAGCCUAUUUCAACUAUUUCCUGGUGGCCGUCUUUUGGUUGGUGUAUGUGGUGCUGCUGGUAUCGUACGGACGGAUCGCACAAAAACUGCUGCGAGCUUCACAGGACAAACCCGACCUGCCCAACGCUAUGCGUUACAGCCGCACGGCAAAGAAGUCCUUCGUGGUUCCGCUUCUGUUCACCAUCUGCUUUGUACCGUACCACACUUUCAGGUGCUUCUACGUGUGGUCGCAGCUCAGCAACAUCUCCUGUGACACACAACGGUUCAUUGACCGCACGAAUGAAGUGGUGCUGCUGUUUUCCGCGCUCAACAGCUGCCUGGACCCGGUGAUGUACUUCAUGCUGUCUGGAUCGGUGCGCAAGGCUACCAUACAGGCCUUUUCAAGGUUCGUCUGUUCGCACCACGAACCCUCAGCGACCAACAGCUCCACCACUGAGUUCAGGAGAACAUCUGUAUCGCAGGCGUCCACCGCUGCAGUGCUGGCCACAUCGAGAGGGAGUUUGGGUCUGAUCAAGAACCUGCACUGUAAACCCGGCAUCAUUAACACUGCUGAAGGAAACACCUAUACUGGAGCAAACAGCGAUUUCACAGUAGGACUGGGUAAAGAUAUGUCUGAUCAAUAAUCAUCUUCAUUUGAACGAUCUGAGUGAGAUUAGGGUUAGUUUGGAUUAACUCAUUGUGUGUGUCUAAAGAAUUGGAUCCACACAAUCCAUUUGUCAUUGAAAAUGUCUCUUUUAAUCUCCUUUAUGUUCUUUACGGUCAGAUGUUGAUCAAAAACAUGAACAUUUCAUUGCAAGCACACAUGAUGUGGUGAAAAAGCCGUUGGACUCUCCACUGAGACCCUUCUGAGACACUUGCUGUAGUGCCGCUAUUCUUAAAGAGACAGUGUUGUUUUAAUGUUCCACAUAUCAAUGUAAAUACAAUGGAAACAGUAUGUAUGCAUGCAAACAAUAAUAACAAAAAAUAAAUACAUGCAAGAUAAUACAUCGUAUUUAUUGAUGCAUGGAAGUCGUGGAAUUUGUACAUUUUUAAAAAGCUCAAAUGUGACCAAUGAUAAAAAGGAACGAAUGAUAAAAGCAUUUCUGUAAUGUAUCGAGUUACAAGGUCCCCUGUAUAAUUAACCGCAUAAGCUGAGAGAACGUCUUUCAUAUGGAAGCAAAACGGACAUUAUGGGAGAUUUCCAAAUGGUGUUUGUGGCGCUCUUGGAGGGCACUGCAGGAAGGGGACGCCACUUGACGGGUCAUUCCAAACGAAAUUAAGAAACUGAAUCUGCGUUCGUGUGCGUGUGUGUGUGUGUGUGUGUGUAUGUAUGCGCUUUUAUCCAAAGUGACUUACAGUGCACUUAUUACAGGGACAA
Molecule: messenger RNA, 2442 nt
Organism: Xyrauchen texanus (razorback sucker)
Lineage: Eukaryota; Metazoa; Chordata; Actinopteri; Cypriniformes; Catostomidae
Product: probable G-protein coupled receptor 34
Exons: 2
Coding region: 482-1708 (408 amino acids)
Biological process (GO): G protein-coupled receptor signaling pathway
Cellular component (GO): membrane
Molecular function (GO): G protein-coupled purinergic nucleotide receptor activity
Source: RefSeq, a predicted model, not a curated record